Molecule: messenger RNA, 977 nt
Organism: Sorghum bicolor (sorghum)
Lineage: Eukaryota; Viridiplantae; Streptophyta; Magnoliopsida; Poales; Poaceae
Exons: 2
Coding region: 122-634 (170 amino acids)
Source: RefSeq, a predicted model, not a curated record
UGCCCUCUCGCAAGUCGCAACAACAACAACUCGUCUUCUCGAAUCGGCCGCCACCAACUCCAACUGCAGCCCCGCCGCCCACGCCCCCGCCCCCGCUAGGGUUUUGGAGGGAGGAUCGCCGAUGUCGACGGCUCCCAGGCGAGGCACCUUCCGAGGCCGCGGCGCCCCUCCGCCCGGCACCGGCUACGUCCGCCGCGGCCCCGCCCCUGCCCCGGCGGCCACAGGCCCCGCCGACGGCGCCAAGGCCCUGCGCAAGCCCGUCUUCACCACCGUCGACCAGCUGCGCCCCCAGACGCACGGCCACACCCUCACCGCCCGCGUCAUCUCCGCCCGCACCGUCCUCGACAAGCCCUCCACGCACCUCGGCCGCACCCGUGUCGCCGAGUGCCUCGUCGGAGACAGCACCGGCACCGUCCUCGUCACCGCCCGCAACGAACAGGUUGACCUUCUGGAGCCAGAUACAACAGUGAUCUUCCGCAACGCCAAGAUUGACAUGUUCAAGGGCACCAUGAGGCUGGCAGUGGACAAGUGGGGCCGGAUUGAGGUGACUCAGCCUGCUGAUUUCAAGGUGAACCAAGACAACAACAUGUCGCUGGUGGAGUACGAGCUGGUGGAUGUGGAUGAAGAGGAAUGAGCAGAAACAAAUGUUACCAUCUGUUGGGCGAAGUCGGGCUGUGGACAUAUAUUUCAGUUAAGGAGGCGGUAGCGUUAGGCUCCUAUGAUCCUAUCUAGUUAUUAUUAUCCUGGAAGGCUGGCGAUUGGGACUGUUAGUUUUAAGAUUUAUCUUGAAGAAGCAUGUCGAAUUAUGUACAGCAGCAGCAGCAGGAUGCUAUCCGUUCCGUGACGCCUAGUCCAUUAAUGCUACAACUCUUUUUUCCCCUCUCAGUUUGGGUGCGUUUGUGAAUCCAUUUGAGCUGGCAGUGUCUGUUUAAGUUUUGUGGUAUGGUGAAAAAAAUGAAGUUGGCAAUUGCAUUUUC